Chaetura pelagica (chimney swift) is the source of this 2091-nucleotide messenger RNA. It is a transcript of the gene IL1RAPL1, whose product is annotated as interleukin 1 receptor accessory protein-like 1. The transcript is spliced from 10 exons. The coding region runs from base 1 to 2091 and encodes 696 amino acids. Gene Ontology annotation, biological process: negative regulation of exocytosis; signal transduction. The record is from RefSeq and is a predicted model, not a curated record. Lineage: Eukaryota; Metazoa; Chordata; Aves; Apodiformes; Apodidae.
AUGAAAGCUCCUAUUCCCAACUUGAUUCUUUUGUAUGCUACUCUAACUCAGAGCUUGAAGGUUGUGACCAAAAGGGGAUCAGCUGAUGGAUGCACUGACUGGUCUGUGGAUUACAAGAAAUAUCAAGUACUAGUGGGAGAACCUGUUCGUAUAAAGUGUGCGCUCUUUUAUGGAUACAUUAGAGCUAAUUACUCCCUAGCCCAAAGUGCUGGACUUAGUUUGAUGUGGUACAAAAGCUCUGGACCUGGAGAUUUUGAGGAACCUAUAGCUUUUGAUGGAACUAGAAUGAGCAAAGAAGAAGACUCCAUUUGGUUCCGACCAACAGUGUUACAAGACAGCGGACUCUAUGCAUGUGUUAUAAGAAACUCAACUUACUGUAUGAAAGUGUCCAUUUCGCUGAUGGUGGGUGAAAAUGACACUGGACUCUGCUACAAUUCAAAGAUGAAAUAUUUUGAAAAAGCUGAACUUAGCAAAAGCAAGGAAAUCUCAUGCCCUGAAAUUGAGGAUUUUUUAUUUCCAUUUAGGGAGCCUGAAAUUCUGUGGUAUAAGGAAUGCAAAUCAAAGACGUGGAGAUCAAGUAUUGUUUUUAAAAAGGACACUCUUGUCAUUCGGGAAGUUAGAGAGGAUGACAUUGGAAAUUACACUUGUGAGUUAAAAUAUGGAUUCUUUGUUGUCAGAAGAACUACGGAAUUAACAGUUACAGCACCACUAACAGAUAAACCACCAAAGCUUUUACACCCCUUGGAGAGUAAGCUAACAAUUCAGGAGACCCAGAUAGGUGUUUCUGCAAAUCUCACUUGCCGAGCUUUCUUUGGAUAUAGUGGAGAUGUCAGUCCUUUAAUCUAUUGGAUGAAAGGGGAGAAGUUUAUUGAAGAUUUGGAUGAUAGUCGAGUCUGGGAAAGUGACAUCAGGGUUCUCAAGGAACAUCUUGGGGAACAGGAGGUUUCCAUCUCAUUGAUUCUUGACUCUGUGGAAGAAGCAGAUCUGGGGAAUUACUCAUGCUAUGUUGAGAAUGGAAAUGGACGCCGGCAUGCCAGUAUUCUUCUACAUAAAAGGGAGCUGAUGUACACAGUUGAGCUUGCUGGUGGGCUUGGUGCUAUUCUGCUGCUGCUUGUUUGUUUAGUGACUAUCUACAAGUGUUACAAGAUAGAGAUUAUGCUCUUCUACAGGAACCAUUUUGGAGCUGAAGAACUAGAUGGAGACAACAAAGACUAUGAUGCAUAUCUGUCUUAUACCAAAGUGGAUCCUGACCAGUGGAAUCAAGAAACUGGAGAAGAAGAAAGAUUUGCUCUUGAGAUCCUACCAGAUAUGCUUGAAAAACAUUAUGGGUACAAGUUGUUCAUACCAGACAGAGAUUUGAUUCCCACAGGAACCUACAUUGAAGAUGUGGCAAGAUGUGUAGACCAAAGCAAGCGGCUGAUCAUCGUCAUGACUCCAAAUUAUGUGGUAAGAAGAGGCUGGAGCAUCUUUGAACUGGAAACGAGGCUUCGAAACAUGUUGAUCACAGGCGAAAUCAAAGUGAUACUGAUUGAAUGCAGUGAACUACGAGGAGUUAUGAACUACCAGGAGGUUGAGGCCCUGAAACAUACCAUAAAGCUCCUCACUGUCAUUAAAUGGCACGGACCAAAAUGCAACAAGUUGAAUUCCAAGUUCUGGAAACGUUUACAGUACGAAAUGCCUUUUAAGAGGAUUGAACCCAUCACAAAUGAGCAGGUGUUAGAUGUCAGUGAGCAGGGGCCCUUUGGGGAACUGCAGACCGUCUCUGCAAUUUCCAUGGCUGCUGCCACCUCCACUGCUCUUGCCACUGCCCAUCCAGAUUUGCGCUCCACCUUUCAUAACACAUAUCAUUCACAGAUGCGCCAGAAACACUAUUAUCGAAGCUAUGAAUAUGAUGUACCUCCUACCGGCACCCUGCCCCUUACCUCAAUAGGUAACCAGCACACCUACUGCAACAUCCCCAUGACACUUAUAAAUGGGCAGCGGCCACAGACAAAAACUAACAGGGAGCAGAAUCCAGAAGAGGCUCACACAAACAGUACGAUCCUGCCCCUCUUGCCUCGGGAGACCAGUAUAUCAAGUGUCAUUUGGUGA